AUGGGCUGGCGCGCCGUGCAUCCGCCGCACAUCGCCGCCGGCUUACUCCUGCUGCUGCUAGUCAACCUGCCAGUAGAACAUAACAUAAACUUCAAAAUGAGUAUCAAAAACACUGAUCGCGUCAUUGAAAUUGUCCUAUCAGUAACCUGCCAUCAAGAUCACCAAGAUGCUGUGCACAUCACAGCGAUCCUCGGCGAGAGCGUGGUAUUCAACUGCCAGGUGGACUUCCCCGAAGACAUCCCGGUGCCGUACGUGUUGCAGUGGGAGAAGAAGAGUUCGGCUCGUCCCCGCGACGCGCCCGCAGACUGUAAAGUAUAUCUUGACGUGCGUUGUCAAGCGCACACCUUGUUGUCCCGUGCUAGUGGUAACAGUGCCGCGGGCCGAGGCACACCCUCGUCCCGCGCGCGCAUCGCACGCCUUAUGUGUAUCUCUGCCUCUUCUAAUAUGCCUCGUAUAACUACCGCGCCCGUCGUCCAUAUCGACCGGUCGACAUUAACACCACAGUGA
Messenger RNA from Diatraea saccharalis (sugarcane borer), 507 nucleotides. NCBI's taxonomy places the organism in Eukaryota, Metazoa, Arthropoda, Insecta, Lepidoptera, Crambidae. The record is from the annotation of a GenBank genome assembly.